GUCCCAGCCUUUAUUCCUCCUCUAGGGGCAGUCUGGCCCCGCCCCGGCGUCUGGGACGGGUGGGGUGUGGAUGGGGAUGGGAAUUGUAACUGAGCAAUUGGGUGGAGGCGCUACCGCGGCGUCUUCUGCCCUGUUCCGCCGCCUAUAUCCCCUUACUCUUUUCCGCAGACCCCCACCUCUCCUACCGCUUUCGCCAGUCGUUCACCAGAAAGCAUGUGUCCACUACUUCUUCACCGCAACGGUUAAUUUCCUCUAGGCUUGAGGGCAGAAUUUCAACCUGGGGUGUGCGUGGCAUGAAAAGCGAUUGUGAUUUACACGACAAAAUGCCCACGUUUAGAAUAGUUGCUCGUGGUUGAAAGACUUGGAUAAAUGUGGAUGAGAUAUAAGGGGAAGCCGAGGUGCUCCGUGGAAUCAUGGCAGUGCCCUUUGUGGAAGACUGGGACUUGGUGCAAACCCUGGGAGAAGGUGCCUAUGGAGAAGUUCAACUUGCUGUGAAUAGAAUAACUGAAGAAGCAGUCGCAGUGAAGAUUGUAGAUAUGAAGCGUGCUGUAGACUGUCCCGAAAAUAUUAAGAAAGAGAUCUGUAUCAAUAAAAUGCUAAAUCACGAAAACGUUGUAAAAUUCUAUGGUCACCGGAGAGAAGGCAAUAUCCAGUAUUUAUUUCUGGAGUACUGUAGUGGAGGAGAGCUUUUUGACAGAAUAGAGCCAGACAUAGGCAUGCCGGAACAAGAUGCUCAGAGGUUCUUCCAUCAACUCAUGGCAGGGGUGGUUUAUCUGCAUGGUAUUGGAAUAACUCACAGGGAUAUUAAACCAGAAAAUCUUCUAUUGGAUGAAAGGGAUAACCUCAAAAUCUCUGACUUUGGCUUGGCAACAGUGUUCCGGUAUAAUAAUCGUGAGCGUUUGUUGAACAAGAUGUGUGGUACUUUACCAUAUGUUGCUCCAGAACUUCUGAAGAGAAGAGAAUUUCAUGCAGAACCAGUUGAUGUUUGGUCCUGUGGAAUAGUACUUACUGCAAUGCUUGCUGGAGAAUUGCCAUGGGACCAACCCAGUGACAGCUGUCAGGAAUAUUCUGACUGGAAAGAAAAAAAAACAUACCUCAACCCUUGGAAAAAACUCGAUUCUGCUCCUCUAGCUCUGCUGCAUAAAAUCCUAGUUGAGAAUCCAUCAGCAAGAAUUACCAUUCCAGACAUCAAAAAAGAUAGAUGGUAUAAUAAACUCCUCAAGAAAGGGGCAAAAACGCCCCGAGUCACUUCAGGUGGUAUGUCAGAGUCUCCUGGUGGCUUCUCUAAGCACAUUCAAUCCAAUUUGGACUUCUCUCCAGUAAACAGUGCUUCUAGUGAAGAAAAUGUGAAGUACUCCAGUUCUCAGCCAGAACCACGCACAGGUCUUUCCUUAUGGGAUACCAGUCCUUCAUACAUUGAUAAAUUGGUACAAGGGAUCAGCUUUUCCCAGCCCACAUGUCCUGAUCAUAUGCUUCUGAAUAGUCAGUUACUUGGCACCCCAGGAUCUUCACAGAACCCCUGGCAGCGGUUGGUCAAAAGAAUGACACGAUUCUUUACCAAAUUGGAUGCAGACAAAUCUUAUCAAUGCCUGAAAGAGACUUGUGAGAAGUUGGGCUAUCAGUGGAAGAAGAGUUGUAUUAAUCAGGUUACUGUAUCAACAACUGAUAGGAGAAACAAUAAACUCAUUUUCAAAGUGAAUUUGUUAGAAAUGGAUGAUAAGAUACUGGUUGACUUCCGGCUUUCUAAGGGUGAUGGAUUGGAAUUCAAGAGACACUUCCUGAAGAUUAAAGGGAAGCUGAUUGAUAUUGUGAGCAGCCAGAAGGUUUGGCUUCCUGCCACAUGAUCCGACAUUGGCUCUGGGGAAUCCUGGUGAAUAUAGUGCUGCUAUGUUGACAUUAUUCUUCCUAGAGAAGAUUAACCUAUUCUGCAAACUGCAAACAAUAGUUCCUGAAGUAUUCACUUCCCUCUUUAUCCAAACAUCUUCCAAUUCAUUUUGUUUAUUCUACAUACAAAUAAUACCUAUAUCUUAAUUGUAAGGAAAACUUUGGGGAAAGGAUGAAUAGAAUUCAUUAGAUUAUUUC
Saimiri boliviensis boliviensis (Bolivian squirrel monkey) is the source of this 2082-nucleotide messenger RNA. The record is from RefSeq and is a predicted model, not a curated record. Lineage: Eukaryota; Metazoa; Chordata; Mammalia; Primates; Cebidae.